AUGUCAGAUUCCAACACAACUGACUACACCAACCCCUCCAACUUCAUCCUGCUGGGCAUACCUGGCUUAGAGGCAGCCCAUGUCUGGAUCUCCAUCCCCUUCUGCACCAUGUACACCAUAGCCAUCUUGGGGAACUUCACCAUCCUGUUCAUCGUAAAGAUAGAGCCGAGCCUCCAUGGGCCCAUGUACUAUUUUCUCUGCAUGCUGGCUAUCACCGACCUGGUCCUGUCCACAUCCAUCCUCCCGAAAAUGCUGGCAAUCUUCUGGUUCAAUUCCAGGGAGAUAAAUUUCAGUGCCUGUCUCACCCAGAUGUACUUCAUUCACUGCUUUACAGUGGUGGAAUCUGGGAUCUUUGUCGCCAUGGCUUUUGAUCGCUACGUGGCCAUCUGUGAUCCCCUGAGACAUUCCUCCACCCUGACAAACCGUGUCAUAGCCAAGAUCAGCAUAGUUGUGGUGCUGCGCGGGGCAAUACUCAUAGUCCCCAAACCCUUCCUGGCAAGGCAAUUGCCAUAUUGCAGAACCAACAUCAUUGCGCACUCAUACUGCGAACACAUGGCUGUGGUGAAACUGGCCUGUGCUGACAUCCGCAUCAGUAGUUACUAUGGCCUCUUUGUGGCAUUCAAUGUGGCCAGUCUGGAUUUGUUUUUUAUCACUAUGUCCUAUAUUCAGAUCCUCAGGGCCAUAUUCAGGCUACCAACAAAGGACGCCCGGCUCAAGACUUUUCGGACAUGCAGCUCCCACCUUUGUGUCAUUUCAGCCUCUUACAUCCCAUCUCUCUUCUCCUUCCUCACACACCGGUUUGGCCAGAAUGUGGCCCUGCAUUUCCAUGUUCUCAUGGCCAACGUGUAUCUCCUGGUGCCUCCCAUGCUGAACCCCAUCAUCUAUGGGGUGAGGACCAAACAGAUCCGGAACAGUCUGCUCCGGCUAUUGUCAGGUGCCAAAUCAUUUAAAGCUUACCUCUUAAUCCUUUACAG
This is a messenger RNA of Chrysemys picta bellii (western painted turtle), 974 nucleotides long. RefSeq names its product olfactory receptor 52R1-like. Gene Ontology annotation, molecular function: G protein-coupled receptor activity; olfactory receptor activity. Gene Ontology annotation, biological process: G protein-coupled receptor signaling pathway. Lineage: Eukaryota; Metazoa; Chordata; Testudines; Emydidae. Gene Ontology annotation, cellular component: plasma membrane. The record is from RefSeq and is a predicted model, not a curated record.